UUAGAGACAGAAUAGAACGGUUACACUGGCUGUGAAAAUCACGCCACUUUUCACACAUGUGAUCGAUUAGCGGCUUGAUACUGAAUGAGUAAUUUUUUUAAGUGUAUUUCAGAAGAAUUUAGACUUUAAACGAAUAGUGGCAGUCGAUAAAUUUAAAUUUAGAUAAAUUCGGUUUCUCUAAAAGUGUGUUCGGCGUAGUAUGUAGUUUACGUCUUUAACUGCAUAGUUAUCAGCACGUAAGAAAACCUAACGUUAUCUUGGAAAAUGGUGUACGGAAAAUCUGACGCUAUUAUGAGCAACUCCAACAUGAGGCAUAAUGUUACUUCAGUCACACCGAUAUACUCUUACGUAUUUGAAUUCGAGAAGAAAUUUUCACCGGAAAAAGCCCGAGCAUGGAUGGACAGCAACUGGACAAAUGGGUUCUAUUUCUGUGGAAUAUAUCUGUUACUUGUGUUCUCUCUGAAACACUACAUGAAAGACCGGACACGGUUGAAUUUGAGAAAAAUCCUAAUAACGUGGAAUACUAUGUUAGCUGUUUUCAGUCUCAUAGGAUCAGCUAGAACUCUACCUGAAUUAUUUCAUGUGCUAUCGAAUUACGGUAUAUAUCAUUCCGUCUGUGUACCUAGUUUCAUAGAAUCAGACAAAGUUGCUGGAUUUUGGACUUGGAUGUUUGCGUUAUCGAAAUUACCGGAGUUGGGUGACACCGUAUUCGUAGUUUUACGUAAACAGCCGUUGAUAUUUUUACACUGGUAUCAUCACAUCACCGUGUUGCUGUACACCUGGUACGCGUACAAAGAAUACACCUCCUCUGCUCGAUGGUUCAUCGUGAUGAACUAUUGUGUGCAUUCGUUGAUGUACUCUUAUUACGCUUUGCGAGCAAUGGGCUUCUUUCCACCGAGAUUCAUCAUGAUGUUGAUCACAUCGCUCCAAAUCACUCAAAUGGUCAUCGGUUGUUUGGUCAAUUAUUGGUCUUACGUAUACUUGACUAACAAUCAAGCUUGUCAUAUUACCUAUCUGAAUAUCAAACUGUCAACUUGCAUGUACUUCAGCUAUUUCGUAUUGUUCGCCCAGUUCUUCUACAAAGCGUACUUUAGCAAGUCUGGCAAGAAGAAACCGUCCAGCAUUCCCGGAAGUAUUUAUACCAGUAAUAAGGACGAUAAAAUCAAGAGUCAGUAAUCCAUUUCCGAUGGUAUUCCUUUUAACGUAUACUUAUGCGUUGUGAAAUCAUUACAAAAUCGACUGAUGAUCGUCAUAUUGUAAUACGCUUUGAAAUUUUAUUCCAUAAUUUACGCUUUUGAAAAAAGUUGAUGAUAAAAAAGUUGUAGUUACUUAUUAUUUCGUUCCUUUUAUUAUUUGACCUGCGUUGUUAUUGUUUUUUUAAUGUUUUUCCGAAGAUCUUUGUUUUAAGUUGAUGUGUAUUGAUCGAGUGUAGUUUGAAAAUGAAGUCAUUUUUAUUUUCUUUACUACGAUGUGUUAUAAUGUAUUAUGUUUGAGUAUUUUCAAACCAACUCCAACGUUUUAUUUUUUUUCUCGUGACCAUUUUCUUAUUUUGGUUAAAAUAGAAAAGAAAUGCUUUUAAUAUGUAUAAUAUUUAUAUGUGUAAUUGAUAAUUAUUGUGUACAGUUUAUGAGUAUCGAAAGGCAUUGCACACUGCGUUGAUCUACUAUUAGUUUACAUGGCUUUUGUUUUUGUAAUUAUCUAGAUGAAAAAUGUUGUAAUUAUUUACGUGCGGUAAAUAUGAAAUUUACUAGCUUCAGCAGUAUUAGGCUAGUCCUUUCAUGCUUCAGAUUGUUGAUGAAAAUAAUUCAAAUUGAAGUUUUUUUUCCAGUAGUUGCUAAUGUCAAUUCUGUAGCGUAUCAUUUUUUUUUUAUUCUUCACGAAUUUUUUUGUUUUUAAUUUAUUAUCGACAAAAAUUUGAAUCCUAAAGGAAGGGCUUCAUCAUAUGUAUCUCGAAGUCGUUAUGUUUAAGUAUCCUUAUUGUGUAUAGCUUUUGUGAUAAUUGUUGAAAGCACUCAUUCUGUUUUAUUGUCGUAUUAUUGUUUUUUUGUAUUUGAUUAAGGAAAAAAAAUCCUCAGUCGAUUAUAUGUAUUCGUGCGUAGCUUGUCAGAAAUGUACUGCACAUUAUGCGCAUAGAAUUAUAUUGUCAUCUUCUUUGAAGAGAUUUAAAUCGUCUCUCAAAAAUUAUUAAUUUAUGAUUUUUGUGAUAUCUUUUAUUUAUUGUAAGUCUGAUUUUUUUCCUUUUCGAACAAGUAAUUAUGAUAAUCGGCAAUUUUUUGUUAAUGUUAAGGAAAUUUCUUCGUACAAAUGAAUGAUUUUUCGUUUUAUGAAUUAUAUAUAUGUAUUUAAUAUUUUUUAAUGACCGUUAUGUUCAAUCUCCUCAAAGUGCGGUGGUGAAGUGAAAAUAUUAGCUUAUAAAUUUUUAUUUCAAUUUAUAUACUAUCGGUUUUAAUCUCAUGGAAUAUUUCAAACACAUUGCUGUAUCCUUGAGCGUAAUAAAAUUUAUGGAAUUUCAGUUUAA
Messenger RNA from Planococcus citri (citrus mealybug), 2518 nucleotides. RefSeq names its product very long chain fatty acid elongase 6-like. The transcript has 2 exons. Gene Ontology annotation, cellular component: endoplasmic reticulum membrane. Gene Ontology annotation, molecular function: fatty acid elongase activity. Bases 265 to 1176 code for a protein of 303 amino acids. NCBI's taxonomy places the organism in Eukaryota, Metazoa, Arthropoda, Insecta, Hemiptera, Pseudococcidae. Gene Ontology annotation, biological process: fatty acid elongation, polyunsaturated fatty acid; sphingolipid biosynthetic process; fatty acid elongation, saturated fatty acid. The record is from RefSeq and is a predicted model, not a curated record.